This is a messenger RNA of Bufo bufo (common toad), 1523 nucleotides long. It is a transcript of the gene CLP1, whose product is annotated as cleavage factor polyribonucleotide kinase subunit 1. Gene Ontology annotation, biological process: tRNA splicing, via endonucleolytic cleavage and ligation. The transcript has 3 exons. Gene Ontology annotation, cellular component: mRNA cleavage factor complex; nucleus. The record is from RefSeq and is a predicted model, not a curated record. NCBI's taxonomy places the organism in Eukaryota, Metazoa, Chordata, Amphibia, Anura, Bufonidae. Gene Ontology annotation, molecular function: polynucleotide 5'-hydroxyl-kinase activity. Bases 113 to 1435 code for a protein of 440 amino acids.
AGCACGUGACUUUCUGACGUCAGCAGUGUGGUUGGACCCCACCGCUGCCUCGCCAGUGGACGUGACCGGGAACUGCUAAUCAUAUUAGAGCGGGGUGCGGCAGAUAACUAAGAUGUCUUCAGAUGACCCACUUAUUGGAGGAGGUUCUGAAGCUGGAGGAUCUUGGCCAUCGUCCAGCGGCCCCUCCACUAAGUUUGAGCUGGAAAAGGAGACCGAGCUGCGACUAGAAGUAGAAGGUUCGGCUCCUGUGCAUGUGGAGCUGAUCUCUGGUCUUGCUGAGGUGUUUGGAACAGAGCUGACAAAGAACAAGAAAUACACAUUCCCACCGGGGAGCAGAGGGGCUGUCUUUACAUGGCAUGGGUGCACUGUCCAAUUGUGGGGGAGCCCUGAUGUGGCUUAUGUGUCCAAAGAUACCCCCAUGUUGCUCUAUCUCAACACCCAUGUGGGCCUUGAGCAGAUGAGGACUCAAGCAGAACGUGAAGGAGAGCGAGGACCCCGGGUUUUAGUGGCUGGCCCUUCGGAUGUGGGAAAAUCCACGCUUUGCCGUCUCCUGUUGAACUAUGCUGUGCGGCGAGGUCGGAGACCAACUUUGGUGGAACUGGAUGUAGGGCAGGGCUCUGUGUCAGUGCCUGGCACAGUUGGGGCUUUGUGUGUAGAGAGACCAGCAGAUGUAGAGGAAGGGUUCUCUGCCCAGGCUCCACUUGUCUAUCACUUUGGAUCUACUACUCCAGGGACAAACAUCAAGUUGUAUAACAAGCUGACGUCCCGUCUGGCUCAUGUCUUCAACCUACGAUGUGAAGCCAAUCGUCGAGCAUCCAUCAGCGGCUGUCUUAUAAACACCUGUGGUUGGGUAAAAGGAUCUGGAUACCAGGCAUUGAUACAUGCAGCCUCUGCCUUUGAAGUGGAUGUUGUCAUAGUCCUGGACCAGGAACGUCUGUACAACGAUUUGUGCAGGGACCUUCCUCACUUUGUUCACACUCUGCUUCUUCCAAAGUCUGGUGGAGCAUCUGAGCGUUCUAAAGAGUGUCGGAGGGAAGCCAGGGAUCUGCGGGUGCGAGAGUACUUCUAUGGCCCACGUGGAUCUCUUUAUCCUCAUGCCUUUGAGGUAAAGUUCUCGGAGGUGAAAGUCUAUAAAGUUGGGGCGCCAUCUAUUCCUGACUCUUGUCUUCCAUUGGGAAUGUCACAAGAGGACAACCAACUGAAACUGGUCCCUGUUACACCAGGCAGGGAUAUGGCACAUCAUCUCUUGAGUGUUGUGCCAAUAGAUGGUGGCACAGCAGAUGAGGGUUUGGAGGAGAAAAAUGUUGCUGGCUUCAUUGUUAUCACAGGGGUGGACACUGAAAGACAGACAUUGACUGUGCUCUCCCCAGCACCUAGGCCAUUGCCUAAAUGUGUCCUACAUAUUAUGGACAUAAGAUUUAUGGAUAUGAAAUGAUCUACAAAAACGGUUUGCAAUAUUUUGAAAGGUCUUCUGUUCUGUGGUAGGAGAAUAGAAUUGUUUGAAAUUUUAAUAAAGGUGGUAA